AUGGCGUCGUGCCAUCUGCCUCUGGAGAUUCAAAUGCAACUGCUGCGAGACCGCAACAGCGUGCCCGAAGUAGAAGAACAUGCAGCGAAAUCAGCUGGGCAUCUCAAAGGCCUUAAACGCAUACCAGAUCCACCGGAUUUGGCAGCAUGGCGGCAAAAGCUUUUCAAUGUGGACGACACGAUCGUCCUGACAGAAGACCAGCUCCAGACGUACUUCCCGCACGUCGACAACGUGUACUCGCACCGGUCGACCCAGAAACACAAGCGCAAGGGCUUCGUGUCACAUUACUGGGACUGUCGCCUCAAAGGACGGCCGCCCGGGACGCCCAAGUCAGAAGACCCGAACAAGAAGAAGCGCAAGCGCGUCGCGCGUGAGCGGGAUCUAUGUGAUGUAAAAAUCAGGAUCACUGAGUAUCCUGCUGGUGAUCCACCUCCUGAAAUCAUCGCCCAGGCUGGCAGGUACCCCGGACUUGAUGCUCCCCAGCCGGAUGCUUUCUUCGCCCAUCGGUCGUCAGUCGUAUCAAUAGAACAGUCGUCGCAAUGGCCGCAAGAAACAAGUGCAAGCCACGGUAAGAUGUACACGAUUCAGCGCGUCAAUGGCAAUGGACAGAACGGUAAGGGAGACGGUGUGCCUGGUGCGCACAAGCACACGCUUGAGUACAGCGACAGUGUGAAAAAGAACAGCAUCAUCAGGUGGAUGCUUCAGGCUGAGAAAGACAAGAAGAAAUCGCAGGUAUGUUGA
Messenger RNA from Coniosporium apollinis CBS 100218, 741 nucleotides. RefSeq lists its product as uncharacterized. The transcript has 2 exons. NCBI's taxonomy places the organism in Eukaryota, Fungi, Ascomycota, Dothideomycetes. The coding region runs from base 1 to 741 and encodes 246 amino acids. The record is from RefSeq and is a predicted model, not a curated record.